AACUCCACCGCGACCAUUUAAGCAACACAGCAGCGGCAUCUCAGCUCUGUUCCCAGCUAGUUAGCCGCGGCGCCAUGGCUCCUCUGCUGUUCAGGGACAUGAAGGGGCUCUCGUGCUCGUCCCAGGCGUCCACGGCGACAUGCCCGAGCCUGGAGCGGCACCCGGCGCCCCGCCCACACAAGGCCAGCGCCGGCGCCAGCCCCCUGGCUCCCGUUCCUGCUGCCGAGCCCAGGACCAGGACGCACCGGCUUGACGGCAAGAAAGGACAGCAGCCGCAGCACAAGGCUGCCGUCGUCCCCGCGAACGCCGGUGGUGGCCUCGUCAGCCCCGCCGGCUCGUCCAGGUACCUGCUGCUGAGCGGCCGCUUCGCCGCCGUCGCCGAGGAGAUCCAGGAGGUGCUGGAGCCUGCCCCGGCCGUCGACGCCAUCGCCAAGCGGGAGGAAGCUAGUGACGCUGCUGAUGCCAAGACCGCGCAGGCGCAGGAGCAGGUGGUGGUUGUGCUCAAGGUAUCCCUGCACUGCAAAGCGUGCGCCGGGAAAGUGAAGAAGCACCUCUCCAAGAUGGAAGGCGUGACGUCGUUCAACAUCGAUUUCGCGGCGAAGAAGGUGACGGUGGUCGGCGACGUGACGCCGCUGGGCGUGCUCAGCAGCGUGUCCAAGGUGAAGAACGCCCAGCUCUGGGCGGCGCCACCGGCGAUAGCCGCCGCCUGAAUGAAGGGAGCCGUAUCCCGGUUGGCCGUGGGCCGUGGCUGCUGCUAGGGAUAGGGAGUCGUCGACCAGCAUGCGUCCACCGUGUCCCGGCUGGCAGCUGGCACUUGAAUGCAGCAGCUUUGGUUCUUUCCUGUGCGGUCGUCUCGUGAGUUGUUGUGGCCCUCUCUCCUCUCUUGUUUCGCUGUGGUUGGCGCCAUGCGAGGUGAAUGCGAUCUCUUGCCUGGUGCUGCUCCAGUGCUUCCAUCUGCUUCUGCUGUGGAUGGGUCACUCUGCUUUCUCCUCUGUGAUGUAAGACUGUAAUUAACAUAAGAAUGGGAUUUCAUUGCUGU
Molecule: messenger RNA, 1039 nt
Organism: Zea mays
Lineage: Eukaryota; Viridiplantae; Streptophyta; Magnoliopsida; Poales; Poaceae
Product: metal ion binding protein
Exons: 3
Coding region: 75-710 (211 amino acids)
Molecular function (GO): metal ion binding
Source: RefSeq, marked validated